AUGUCGUCGUUCCAGCACCUGAACAAGACGUACAAGUGCAACGUGCCCCUUGUUCUAAUGAACUCGUUCAACACGGACGAGGACACCCAGAAGGUCAUCCGGAAGUACAAGGGGCUCAAGUUGGAUAUCCACACGUUCAAUCAGUCGUGCCAUCCGCGAAUCAACCGCGAAUCCCUGCUGCCCGUCACCACGAACGCCAAUGUUCAAGAUGAUAUUGAAGCGUGGUACCCACCCGGGCACGGCGACUUCUACGAGUCGUUCCACAACUCCGGCCUGCUCCAGAAGUUCAUCACAGAAGGGCGCACCUAUUGCUUCAUCAGCAACAUAGACAACCUCGGCGCCACUGUCGACUUGAACAUACUCAAUCUGCUUCUCAACCCGGAUCCUCAGAAGCCAGUCAAAGAAUUCGUUAUGGAGGUCACCGACAAAACGAGAGCUGACGUUAAGGGAGGCACCCUUAUCCAGUACGAGGACAAACUGCGUCUUCUGGAAAUCGCCCAAGUACCCAAAGAGCACGUGGACGACUUCAAAUCAGUCAGUCAGUUCAAGUUCUUCAACACCAACAAUCUGUGGGCGAAACUUGACGCCAUAAAGCGCGUCGUCGACCAAGGAUCUCUCAACAUGGAGAUAAUCGUCAACAACAAGUCCCUGCCUGAUGGCUUGAACGUCAUUCAGCUGGAAACCGCUGUGGGAGCAGCGAUGAAGUGCUUCGAAGGAGGCUUCGGAGUUAAUGUCCCUCGAAGCAGGUUCUUGCCCGUCAAAAAGACAUCAGACUUACUGCUAGUGAUGUCCAACCUGUACAGUUUGUCCCACGGGUCGCUAGUGAUGUCUCCACAGCGCAUGUUCCCGUCGACUCCCUUGGUGAAGCUGGGCGAUAACCACUUUGCUAAAGUUAAGGAGUUUUUGAACCGAUUCGCGACGAUUCCGGAUCUCAUCGAGUUGGAUCAUCUCACCGUGUCUGGUGACGUCACGUUCGGAAGAGGAGUGUCACUCAAGGGCACCGUGAUUAUAAUCGCGAACCACGGCGACCGCAUCGACAUCCCGUCGGGUGCUUUGCUGGAGAACAAGAUAGUGUCGGGCAACCUGCGCAUCUUGGACCAUUAAAAUACGUAACA
Messenger RNA from Hyposmocoma kahamanoa, 1115 nucleotides. RefSeq names its product UTP--glucose-1-phosphate uridylyltransferase (gene UGP). Bases 1 to 1104 code for a protein of 367 amino acids. The transcript is spliced from 4 exons. Gene Ontology annotation, biological process: UDP-alpha-D-glucose metabolic process; glycogen metabolic process. NCBI's taxonomy places the organism in Eukaryota, Metazoa, Arthropoda, Insecta, Lepidoptera, Cosmopterigidae. Gene Ontology annotation, cellular component: cytoplasm. The record is from RefSeq and is a predicted model, not a curated record. Gene Ontology annotation, molecular function: UTP:glucose-1-phosphate uridylyltransferase activity.